Trichomycterus rosablanca is the source of this 5437-nucleotide messenger RNA. It is a transcript of the gene myo1cb, whose product is annotated as myosin Ic, paralog b. Gene Ontology annotation, cellular component: plasma membrane; actin cytoskeleton; vesicle. The record is from RefSeq and is a predicted model, not a curated record. The transcript has 32 exons. Lineage: Eukaryota; Metazoa; Chordata; Actinopteri; Siluriformes; Trichomycteridae. The coding region runs from base 100 to 3300 and encodes 1066 amino acids. Gene Ontology annotation, biological process: vesicle transport along actin filament; actin filament organization. Gene Ontology annotation, molecular function: microfilament motor activity; actin filament binding; ATP binding.
GAUCUUUUAACCUCUGCACCCACCGAGAAACAGCUGUGGUGCAUGUGUAAGCACCACACAUCUGAAUAGUUGGAGGACAGGGGACACAACACAGACACCAUGAUGGAGCUGAAGAUACAGCUGGUUCCAACUGGAGAGAUCAUCCUUUCACCUGGAAAAAAUGGAGAGAGCUGCUGCCAAUGCUGUGCCAAGGUAGUGGGCAGUGAAGGUGUGCGGGUGAUGAUGGAGAGCGCCCUGACAGCUAGGGACCGGGUGGGUGUUCAGGACUUUGUCCUGCUGGAGAACCACACCAGCGAAGUGGCCUUUAUUGAGAAUCUGCGGAAGCGCUUCAAGGAGAACCUCAUCUAUACAUAUAUCGGCUCAGUGUUGGUGUCGGUGAAUCCCUAUAAAGAGCUGGAAAUCUAUACCAAGCAGCACAUGGAGCGAUACAGGGGUGUUAACUUCUAUGAAGUCUCCCCCCACAUCUAUGCGGUGUCUGAUAAUGCAUUUCGCUCCAUGAGGACUGAGAGAAGGGAUCAGUGUAUCCUCAUCUCAGGUGAGAGUGGUGCUGGAAAAACUGAGGCCUCCAAAAAGGUUCUGCAGUACUACGCCUUCACCUGUCCAGUCAGCGAGCAAGUACAGAGUGUGAAAGAUCGUCUGCUGCAGUCCAAUCCAGUUCUGGAGGCCUUUGGGAAUGCGAAAACUUUGCGCAACGACAAUUCGAGCCGAUUUGGUAAAUAUAUGGACAUCCAGUUUGACUUCAGGGGUGCUCCAGUAGGAGGCCACAUUCUAAACUAUCUGCUGGAGAAAUCUCGCGUGGUGCACCAGAGUCAUGGUGAGAGGAACUUCCACAUCUUCUACCAACUGAUCGAGGGUUGUGAGGAGGAUCUGCUCCGGAGACUCGGCCUGGAGAGGAACCCACAGCAGUACCAGUACCUCAUUAAGGGGAACUGUCCCAAAGUGAGCUCCAUUAAUGACCGCAAUGACUGGAAAGUAGUUUUAAAAGCGUUGAGCGUUAUCGGCUUCAAUGAUGAAGAAGUGGAGGAGCUGAUGAACAUUAUUGCCAGUGUGCUACACUUGGGGAAUAUUCAGUAUGGCAAAGAAGAGAGUGGAAAUGCUUACAUUACUACAGAUACACAGAUUAAAUACUUGUCCAGGUUACUAGGUGUGGAUAACUCGGUUCUCAAAGAGGCCUUGACACAUAAGAAGAUUAUUGCCAAAGGGGAGGAGAUGAUGAGUCCACUGAAUCAGGAGCAGGCCUACUCGGCGCGGGACGCUUUAUCUAAAGCUGUAUACGGCCGCACCUUCUCUUGGCUUGUGAACAAAAUCAAUGGCUCUCUCUCGGAUGAUUUCUUCACUAGUAGGAAUACCUCUGUCAUUGGCCUGCUGGAUAUCUAUGGGUUUGAGAUUUUUCAGAACAACAGUUUUGAACAGUUCUGCAUCAACUACUGCAAUGAGAAACUGCAGCAGCUUUUCAUCGAACUCACACUCAAAUCAGAACAAGAUGAGUACGAAGCCGAGGGAAUUACGUGGGAACCUGUGCAAUACUUCAACAACAAGAUUAUUUGUGAUCUGGUGGAGGAAAAGUUUAAAGGCAUCAUUUCUGUUUUGGAUGAGGAAUGUCUUAGGCCAGGCGAUGCUACAGACUUGACUUUCCUUGAGAAGCUGGAGAACACACUGGGUGGCCAUGCCCAUUUCUUAACUCAUAAGCUGGCAGAUGGCAAGACAAGGAAGUUAAUGAGCAGAAAUGAUUUUAGACUGCUGCAUUAUGCUGGAGAAGUAAACUACAACGUAAAUGGCUUUCUGGACAAAAACAAUGAUCUGCUCUUCAGGAAUUUGAAAGAGGUCAUGUGCAUGUCAGAAAACAAGAUCCUCACGCAGUGUUUCAGUCGGGCAGAGUUAACAGACAAAAAACGUCCAGAAACGACGGCAACCCAGUUUAAGUCCAGCCUGGCUAAGCUAAUGGAAAUCCUGAUGUCCAAGGAUCCGUCGUACGUGCGCUGCAUCAAACCUAACGAUGCCAAGCAGGCAGGUAGAUUUGACGAUGUUCUGAUCAGACACCAGGUGAAAUAUCUGGGGCUGAUGGAGAACCUGCGGGUGAGAAGAGCAGGCUUUGCUUACCGGCGCCGCUACGAGACUUUCCUUGAGAGGUAUAAGUCCUUGUGUCCGGAAACCUGGCCUAGCUGGAAUGGCCGUUUGGUAGAUGGAGUUUCCGCACUUGUGAAACACUUGGGUUACAAGCCUGAGGAGUACAAGCUUGGCAGGACCAAAAUCUUCAUCCGGUUUCCCAAGACCUUAUUCUCAACAGAAGAUGCCUUAGAAGUCAGAAAACAUAGUCUUGCAACCAUGCUGCAGUCCAACUGGAAGAGCCACUGUCAGAAAUCCAAGUACCGUAAAAUGAAGCAGUCAGCCAUUCAGAUCCAGUCCUUGUGGAGAGGUUUUCUCUCCCGAAGGAAAGCACAGCGCAGAAGACAAGCUGCUGACACCAUUCGCAGGUUUAUUAAAGGAUUCAUGUAUCGCCACCAGCAGCGUUGCCCAGAGAAUGAGUACUUCCUCGACUAUGUGCGCUACUCCUUCCUAAUGACACUUUAUAGGAAUCUGCCCAAAGAUGUUUUGGACAAAAGCUGGCCUACACCUUCACCUGCCCUUAAUGAGGCAUCGGAGCAUCUUCGAAACAUGUGCAUGCAGAACAUGGUGUGGAAGUACUGCAAGAACAUCAACCCCGAGUGGAAGCACCAGCUGGAGCAGAAGGUGGUGGCCAGUGAAAUCUUCAAGGAUAAGAAAGACAACUACCCCCAAAGUGUUGCCAAACCAUUUUUGAGCACUAGGAUUGAUGGAGAAGAGAUUAAUCCUAAAGUGCUUCAGGCUCUGGGAACUGACAAGAUGAAGUAUGGUGUUCCAGUGACGAAAUUUGACAGAAGAGGAUACAAACCACGUUCACGGCAGCUGCUGCUCACCAGUAACAGUGCGAUUAUAGUAGAGGAGAGCAAGCUAAAACAGCGUAUUGAUUACGAUUCACUAAGAGCCAUUUCGGUCAGCUCCCUCAGUGACAACAUCUUCGUCCUUCACGUGGCCUGUGAGGACGACAAACAGAAGUGUGAUGCUGUGCUACAGAGUGAGAAUGUAAUUGAAACACUGACCAAAGUGGCAAUUUGUGCUGACAAGGUCAACAAUAUCAACAUCACCCAAGGAAGCAUUGCAUUCAGAGUAUGUCCAGGAAAAGAAGCGAUCAUUGACUUCUCUUCUGGCUCUGAGAUGGUCAUUGGCAAGUCCAAGAAUGGAAAUCUUUCAGUGACUGCUCCUCGUCUCAACUCUAGAUGAUAAAUUCAUCCUGUUCAGCCACCAAUCAUGGACCUGCAGGCCAGCCAGCUGCACCAAAGGCUUUGUUUGUAUAUGUAAAAACUCCAGCCAGCUAACUAAUCAAUAUUUAUGUUUCUAAGUAUUUGGGUGUUUAAUACUGUUGAUAUUUUAUGAUUUUUUUUUAUUUUGAAGCCAAGAAAUAACAAUAUAUUGGUGCAUAUUUCCAUAUGUCUUGCACACUAUUUUGCAUAAUUUGAGGAAACACAAUAGAUGUCUGAAAUGUCUCAGCCUUGUGGACAAGGAAAAUCAGGGUUAGCAUUAAGUAGUUUUUGAUUUUUCUUUACCUUUUCCAGGGACUCAAAGUUUUUGGUUGCAUUUAAGCAUUAAUAAUGAGGAGAUGCGUACAUAUUAGCGGCCAAUUUCUUAAACCUUUCUUACAUAUAUAACAAGCUUACCAAAUAUUUUUGCACACUAUAGCCUAUUCACCCUAACUGAUAUGUUAAUGUUUAAAGAGACAAAAUAUCUUUGUUAGGAGUCCAUGUUUAAUAGAGAGAGUCUUUGCUAAGGUUAAGUAUUUGGCGACAUUAAUAAACACAAACAUUUUGUUAGAAUAAUAGAAAACCCAUUUGUUUUAUGUCAGACUGCUUUUUAAACAAAUUUUUAGAGUUGAACAGGCUAUUUUAUACCAAAUGUUUAAACUCCAAAAUGCCUUUACUAUGUUGAAAUAUGCAAACCUGAAGGUUUUGUUUUUUUUUUGUUUUUUUUUGUAAUUCACAUGAAUGAAAAUGAGUUUAGGGCUUAUGCAAUAGUCAGAGUAGACCAGGGAUCACUGAACUGUGGACAACAGAACAUAAUGUCAUUUUAUUUUCAUUAACCGCUUCAUUCUGGUCAGGCUUUUGGCGAGCACUGGGUAUAAAGCAGAAACACCCUGGACAGGGCAACAGUCACAGGGUUUCAGCCACCCGAGUCAGACAUAGCCAGUCAUGUCUGUGUAAAUGCCCCCCGGCCAAUAGUAUGUGGGUGAGCGCCCAGUCCAUAUUUUUCUACCCCCAAUUUACCCUUUAACAGAUUAAUCUAGCUACAUUGGAAUUGUCUAGAAUCUGAAGAAAUUAGUUAUAUGUUGGAAUUUUAUACUACCAUUAUAGUCUGACUGAAAUAUAAACUAUUUAAACUGUAUGUAAGCACUAUCAAACAACAAAAAAUCUUUUCUGUGAGCAUUGCAUGUAGCAGAGCAUGUUAAAGAUGUAAUGCGAGCUAAAAAAAUACAUUUUAGCAAGCUAGCUCAUUCUGUCAGCUAAUUGACCAACAGAGCGAUUUUUUCACCAAUGGUUUGUUGCUAAAAACAUGUUUAGCAUUUGGCCCAAGCAGUAUCUGAUAUACAAAAAUUGGGCCCAGGUCAACUCUGUUUACUGACCCCUGGUGUAGACUAAAUCUUCUGCCUGUAAGAUGAGUUAACUAUAGUUACUGUAUCGAAUAAUAGCUGUCUCAUGCUUCUUACACUGGAUACAUGUUAACAUUAUGCUGUCUUCUAAUCCACCUCUGACAAAGCCAUGCUAUGUAAGCUAAAGUGAUUUGUUUGUUUAAGGGAGAAGAAAAUGGUAGAAAAAUAUUGGCAGAAAUGUGUAUUUCUCAGAGACAGGUUUAUGUACUGUAUUUGUAGUUAUGCCAUCCUAAGCACUACCGCUGUGCAUAAAAAAUACAGCAUUUCAGGAACAAAAGUGUGUACUAGCACAAUACAGAAAUGCACUUCAUAGGAAAUCAGGCACCCACACGUGAAAUGUAUAUUAUACAAUAUAAUUCUAACUGUUCUGAUAAAAUCUAGAUUGUUAAAGGAGGGAAAAUUAAGCAAGUGCCUAUAUGACGAUUCUUCUUAUAGUGAAUUAUAGGCUUUAAAAUAACACUAUUAGAGUGCAAUUGUAAAAAGCUAUUGUAAGUGCCACUUGUAACAGAACAAAUAUAUAUUUUUAUGAUUAUAAUGUCCGCACUGUCCUUGGAAAAGCUAUGAUUAACCUUUUCUCACUGCACCUAUACAAGAGCAUAAUUUACACUUGUGAUUUUGUUUUAUACCUUUUUGUGUAAUUUAAGAAACUGAAGAAAAAAUUUUAUGUAUGCAAACUGACAUUAUACCUGAGCAUAAUAAAGCUGAUUUCAUAAAUAA